AUGGCGGUCCGUGGCACGAGCGCGAGCCAAGACGGACGCUAUUUGGCGCAGGAAAAGAAGCUGCUGGCGGCGAUGACGUUCCCCAAGUGCUUCGAACGGAGCGUGGACAUGCGUAAGGUCCAGCGUGAAGUCAUCAACCAGUGGAUCACUGAGCGAGUCACGCAAUUAUUGGGCUUCGAGGACGAUAUUGUGGUAUCUAUGGCCAUUAACCUGCUGGAAACUAAGGUGGACGAGAAGCUAGAUCCAAAGAACCUGCAGGUGGCGCUGACAGGUUUCCUGGAGAAGCAGGCGGGUUCCUUUGUCGAGGAAUUGUGGCAACUAUUGCUCAGUGCACAGAGCAAUCCCACAGGCAUCCCCAGUGCCAUUCUGGACAAGAAGAAGCAGGAAAUGCAGAGUAUUGCGCAGGAGAAAAACAAGCUCAAGAAGGUGUUGGACAUUAAGAAGAAAGAGAACGAAGGACAGAGUAGGCCACAGGAGGACGAUGUCAGGAACGAGCGACGAGAGAGGCGGAGAUCAAAGAGCUUACAGAGACGUCCGCGAAGUCCGCCGCGACGUUUUCGUAGUCCGAGACGCUCACCGAGUGUCAGGAGGCGAUCAAGAAGUCUUCCGCGUAGACGUAGACGUUCUCCGAGUCCACGUAGACGCCCCAGGAGUCCGCGUAGACGGUCGCGUAGCUCCCCCCCUGGACGUUCGAGACGUGGACGAUCUCGAUCGCCGUCCUUGAAGCGUCGUCGCAGAGAUCGGUAUGUGCCAUAG
Molecule: messenger RNA, 756 nt
Organism: Phytophthora infestans T30-4
Lineage: Eukaryota; Oomycota; Peronosporomycetes; Peronosporales; Peronosporaceae
Product: serine/arginine repetitive matrix protein, putative
Exons: 1
Coding region: 1-756 (251 amino acids)
Biological process (GO): regulation of mRNA splicing, via spliceosome; mRNA processing
Cellular component (GO): spliceosomal complex
Molecular function (GO): RNA binding
Source: RefSeq, a predicted model, not a curated record